AUGGCGUCGGCCGAUGCGCUAUCGGCGCCCGGGUCGGCGACCUAUGCGUCGGACACGAUGGUGGUAGGAGACGGGACUUGGGACUUUACCAAGAAUACUUUCCUGCUGCCGAACCUGGCCGGGCUAAACUUCGAAACUAUGCGAUUUAAUGGCAUGGGCAACCGUUUUGCAACAGUAGAACAAUACCAUCAAUUGGUAACAGGCCACGGUAUUCUUGCCGUUAUAACCUUCCUCUUCAUCGUGCCGGCUGCGGUUAUGUACGCGCGAUUUAGGCCAUAUGGCUCUCUUAUUCGGCUGCACGCAUAUUUAAACAUUCUUGCUGUCGGUCUCAGUACGGUCGUAUUCGUGCUUGGGUGGUUUGCCGUGGGCCCGAGUCGAAGCUUAACGAACCCUCAUCAUGGAAUUGGACUUGCUAUAUAUGUCAUGAUUCUGGUUCAAAUGAUUGGGGGUCGUAUAGUGAAGAAUAUUCGAAGAAAGUCGUUUAAACUCAUGCUUCAUCGCUGGCUAGGUCGAGCGAUUGCGAUCUUGGGAAUCGUUCAAAUUCCCCUUGGACUUACGCUUUAUGGGUCUCCCUUGUUUACCUUCGUUCUAUAUGCCGUGUGGAUGGCAUUCUUGUUCCUGACAUACUUCAUCCUCAGUUGGCGACACGAAAGCAACCGCGACCGGGAGGACCUGAUGAUUCACGGCGGGCGUUCUGAAGGUGGGUUUACGGAAUCGGAACGCAAGUCCGGACGAGGAAUGGGAUGGUUGGGGCCGCUAGCGGCAGGAGCUGGCCUUUGGGCACUUUUGCGAGGGAGAAAGGAUCGCGAAAUAGACGAAGAACGAAGUACUAGCAUAUCGCAGCCACGAAGUCGUCCACCUGAGGUGAUCCCAUCUCAAAGAGGCUCUGCGAGCUACUUCGAGGAUGAAAAGGUGUCUGAUAGGUCCGAUCGCCGUGAAGGAGGUAAAUCGAAUUGGUUGGCUGGCUUAGCUGGGCUUCUUGGGGCCGGCGCGCUGGUUAAAGGUACUCGAGAUAAAAGAGAAAAGCGAAGAUACGGCGACGAAGAAUAUUCUGCUGUCGCGACCGACACGCCCAGUCGAUUUAGCCGUCCAAGCCGGGUCCGGAAGAGUGCUACUGACGGGUAUACCGAGAGUGAAUUUAGCGAAGAUCGGACAGAGCUCCACGCCCGCCCAAGACCGCACACUCCGCUACUACCGGGCCCUGGUCGUCCUACUGCUACUACAGUUCUAAGUGGUGGUACCGAGCCUAUGACACCACGCGCAUCCCAUCCGCGACCACCGAUUACAGAGAGCAGUUACAUUUCAGACUAUUCGUCAUACGUUAGUCCGUCGAGGCGAGCUAUCGAUGACGAGGAGAGUAAGGCAGGGAAAGGCAUUCUUGCUGCUAUCGGGUUAGGUUGGUUGGCUAAGAAGAUGAGGGGAGAUGGCCAAACGGAUGAGGAACGACGGAAAAUGGAGGACGAGAGACGGGGCGGACAUCGCGGGUCAAAAUACACAGGCGAUGGAUACAGUACGCCAACAAAAUCAACACAACGCCGGGUACCACCUACCGCUCCAACCGCCACAACCUUGACAUACGACACAGAAUCGUCAAUGUUUGAAGAUCGUCCUCCGGGAACAAGUGUUAGCGGGCCACCAAUGCCACCCUAUGGUGCGCGAGGUGGUCCACCUCCAGUACCAGUGCCAACCCUCACGGAGUUCUUCAUCCGCUGCAUCCAGGAUCAGGCACCGAGUCUUACUCAUCUGCUGGAAAUGGGACACAUAGACGGGAUGAAUCCCGUCGUCGUAGAGACGCCGAAGAAGCUGCCAUGGCGGCUGCUGCUAGCGCUGCGGGUCUCGCCGCAGAGGAAGAAAAUCGACACCAAAGGGACCGUAGUCAAGUUUCCAGUCAGCCAGUAA
Messenger RNA from Daldinia childiae, 1899 nucleotides. RefSeq lists its product as uncharacterized. The transcript is spliced from 3 exons. Lineage: Eukaryota; Fungi; Ascomycota; Sordariomycetes; Xylariales; Hypoxylaceae. The record is from RefSeq and is a predicted model, not a curated record. The coding region runs from base 1 to 1899 and encodes 632 amino acids.